AUGUCCAGUUGUCCACUAACCUCUGUUGGAAGAACUUUUGAUACAAUAAGCUCUACGAUCUCAUCUGGAAGUUGUGGAAGAUCUUCAUCUGUCGCUGGAAUUCUCAGAACUGGAAGACGUGCACAACGACAUCGAUUACGUGACAUUCUGAAGGCAGUGGUCAAUUGGUCUGAUGAAGAAAAAAAAGAAGAGAAUGAUAAAAAGAAAGGAGCCGAUUGA
Caenorhabditis remanei is the source of this 219-nucleotide messenger RNA. RefSeq lists its product as uncharacterized. The record is from RefSeq and is a predicted model, not a curated record. Lineage: Eukaryota; Metazoa; Nematoda; Chromadorea; Rhabditida; Rhabditidae. The coding region runs from base 1 to 219 and encodes 72 amino acids. The transcript has a single exon.